CUGUCAAUCUGGGAAAAAAGUAAAUAAAUUUAUUUAUACAUAAAAGUAUAAAUUUUCUUAGAAAUUAUGGAUGAACCAAAACAUCACCACAAACGUUCGAAGGAGAAAAAAGAAAAGAAAAAACACAAAAAAGAAAAGAAAUCAAAGAUAAAGAAAAAGGAAAAGAAACAAAAAGAUAAGGAACUCAAAAGACUUGCCAAAGCCGCUGAACUAUCCAAAACGAAACAAGUUGAGACGACAACUACGAGCCGAGACCGGGAAGAGGAACCUGAUUUCUCUGUUCCCAUAGAUCUGAUGUACUCAAAAUCACAUGUCCCAGAAACUCCAGAAGAAUACCAAAAGCGACAGAGCCAAAUUCGGCGAAUAAUCGAUCCUGAGACGGGUCGUACGCGCCUCAUCAAAGGCGAUGGCGAAGUCCUCGAAGAAAUAGUCAGCAAAGACCGGCACAAGGAAAUAAACAAACAAGCAACUGAAGGAGACGGUCGCAAUUUCCAAAGCAAAACAGUUGGUAGUUUAAAAUAAGUUGAAGAAUUUGUUCGCCGACACCGAAUAAUUCAACUCUUUAGCUUCAAAAUACAUUAUUUAUAUAUUUAAAAUUGAUUAACUUUGAAUGAAAUAAGAUCAUAAACGUAGCUACAUAGUAAUAAAGUAAAAUAAAGUUGUAACAUUUAUCAUUCA
Messenger RNA from Eupeodes corollae, 678 nucleotides. Its product is annotated as ADP-ribosylation factor-like protein 6-interacting protein 4. Lineage: Eukaryota; Metazoa; Arthropoda; Insecta; Diptera; Syrphidae. The transcript has 2 exons. The record is from RefSeq and is a predicted model, not a curated record. Bases 67 to 522 code for a protein of 151 amino acids.